Molecule: messenger RNA, 4086 nt
Organism: Phaedon cochleariae (mustard beetle)
Lineage: Eukaryota; Metazoa; Arthropoda; Insecta; Coleoptera; Chrysomelidae
Source: the annotation of a GenBank genome assembly
UUUCAAUAUUCAAUGACAGCUCAUUAUUCCAUUUUUCUCAUCGUCAGAUUUCAGAUCGCACUUUUUUUGUAUCUUGGAUAUCUGAAAUCUGAAUCCAGAAUCUGGAUCUGGAAUCUGGAUGUCUGCCAAUACCCAGUCUUCCUGUCUGGAUUUUGGAUUUCUGAAUUUGUAGCUUGAUUUUAUCUGUGUUUUGAGUGUUGGUGUUUGUAGUCGGUUGAUUAUAUUCUGAGAGAAACUUGGAUUUUGUAUUGGAUACUAUGUGACUGGAUUGUUCAAAUUGCUUGGAUUGAAAGUAUUCAGAGUUGUAAUGGACCUGAGAGAAAAUGGGUCCCUGGCUGCCCUUGAAAACCUUAUUGAGGAGUUUUUCAAUCCCAUGACCAAUAACAAUAGGAAACAUGAAAUAGAGUCACAAUUAAAUUAUUUCAAGACUCUACCAUGCCUUUCAAACUACUGUGUUUAUUUCAUCAUGAAUACUACCAGUCAGUAUGUAAAAAUGUUUGCCUUAUGUACACUAGAGACUGUGAUAACUCAGCAGUGGUCCAAUAUUGAGUGGUCUUCAAAAGAAGAAGUUAAAAACACAAUCCAGAAUUGUUUUGUAGAACAAGGGCUUAUAUCUCCCCAUUAUCUGAGACAUAAAUAUUCCAAGUUACUCAUAGAAAUAGCAAGACAUGACUGGCCAGGUUUUUAUCCAAAUUUUUUCAAUAACAUUGUGGAGUUACUGAAAACAGAUGGGAAUCAACUGAUAGGUCUUGUUUUAUUGAGAAUGACUAGUGAAGAAUUCAUGGGAAUACAGGCUAUGUUCAAAGAUUCUGAUAGAAAACAAGAAAUUGUAAGACUGCUCCACCAACACAUUCCAGAAGUACUUGAAAUACUUGAAAACAUUCUAGAAAACCUAGGAUCCAAACCCCGCCACACGUCGACCGCCACCCCGCCCCCCUCGCCCGCCCAUCCGUCGUCCUCGCCGCCGCCCGCGGUGCAGCCGGCUGCCCACUCGGGCACGGGCGGCCCCUUCCGCAGGAUCGACGACAAGGCGCUGGCCAAGGAGGCGCUGCAAACGGUGCAGCACCUGUUCACCUGGGUGCCCUUCCAGAUCAUCCCGAGGCGCAUGAUCGAGGCGGUGUUCGGGUUCACCAUCGUGUCUUCUUAUUCGCAGGACGAUGAUGAUAUGUGUGUACUAGCAAUGUCUACACUCAAUGAACUUCUGUACAGAAAAUGCAUUCCUCCCGAAAGCCAUGAGUUUUUUGUCCAGCUAUACCAUCAAAUCAUGGGUUGGUUAAGGGAACUAACUAGUUCUUCUAACAGGAUAGAUACUAUGGACCCUGCGUUCAUGGAAAAAUUGUCCGAACUGCUGAUACUUAUGAUCGAACAUCACAUGUGGCGUCUUGAAUCGGACCCAGAAUUCACAAUGGUAGAAUUCUUAUCGCCGCUUUUUCAGCUUACUAUGCAGUUCACGGUAGUUCAAAGUUACUUAUGUUGUUUGUCUGUAUGGGCAGCUUUUAUGAAACAGAUGAAGCAACAAAAUGUGAAAAAAUAUUCUGAAGUAUUUGUUGGACUUAUCACUGCCCUUUUGAAGAAAUUCCAAUUCACAUAUAAUUCUAGUCAACUUAAUUUAAUAGAUGAUAAACUUUUGGAUGAAGAUAAUCAGACUGAAUGGCAGGUUUUUUUUAAAUCAACUGUGGAAGUGAUCGCCAUGGUUGCCGAAUUUUCGCCGCAUGAUACAUUCAGUUUGGUGAUAGCACCAUGGAAAAUUUGCUAUGAUAUUUUUAGAAAUAUGGAACAUGCGGUAGAUUAUCAAACUCAGACUCUGAAAUUUCAAAUAUCUGAGACCGAGAAACUGGGUUAUGUUCUGAAAGACUUUUCAUCGCUCACUCAAACCCUUACAAGGUUGGCAUCUGUAUACAUCGAUUCAGAUAGUGAGAAUCAGGGCCAAUUAUCUAUGCCAAUCAUGAAUAGUUUAUUCGAAAAAAUAUUGGAAUGUGCCUCAAUAAUCAAUAAAGUCAGAUUUUAUGAUCUGAAAAUUGGCGAUUCGAGGAUAACUGAGUGUUUCAUAGAAAUUCACGGUCAACUGCUAGCCGCCCUCAAAACCCUCCUCGUCCGGACCACCCGCAAGAACGACAACAUCGAAAACAUCGACCCCCUUCUCGACCUCACACUUCCCCUUCUUCGAAGCCGCCCUGCCGCGCCGCCCAGGAUCGCUCACUCGGCCGCCCACCUCUUCCUCGGCCUCAGCGACGCGGCGUUCGCGCCCCACGUGGUCGUGUUGCCGCAGGUUGGGCAGUUCGUAGCCGAGGCGCCCAUGUUGAGGUUCGCCGAUGCGGACACGGCGAGUGUCGUCUGCAAGGCUGUGAGCAAUCUGCUGCUGAAGUCGUGGGGGAAUCUGAGUCAGGCGGACAGCGAGCAGAGGUCGGCGAUGGUCAAUACGUUCUUCGACAGGCUCACCAAUGAUUUUCGAUCGCUUUCUCCUAUCACUCCCGAAGAGAGCGUGAGAACCGUGGUGGAACGCACUCUACCCUCUCUCUCUAUCAUCACGGAAAACUGCCAGAACCUACCGAUGGCGUCGAAAAAAUUGAUGGCCGCCGCUAUCAGGCCCACCGUGCAGCACGCCCUCUAUCUCUUUCCUACGUUCGUGCGGUACAAAGAGAUAAGCAAUCACAUUCUGAUAUUCUUUUUGAACGUGAUGGGCGUGCUGCAGCAGCAGCUGGGCGUCGAGGAUACUAAGAAUGCCGUACAAGUUUUCCUACAGGUGACGAUGAACGAGCACCAGGAAGGCACGAUGACCAGCCUGGACAAGCUCGUCCAGAUCCUGCAGCUGGUCGUGGAGGCGCCUGGCAAUGCCUGGAAGACGUUCCUGCCGGGCGUCCUGCAGCUGUGCAUGGAGAGCGUGUAUCCGUUGGUGGUGUCGCAAGCAGGAAACUGCCCGGACGUGUUUGCCGCUCUGUUGGCGUUAUUGUACAGAAUUUUAUUACACCGUUGGCAGUAUUUCUACGUUUCCCAAGUGAGGUUAGGUUAUUCGCCGGGCUGCAGCGAUUCCGAAAUAGGUCCUGACCAUCCUCAGAAACCCGAACAGCUCCUGGCCAUCCUGCAGGUGUUUGGGCAAGCGUUGCUGCAGCAGGACAUGAACAUAUUCAGGUUGAGUCUGGUGGCUCUCGAAGAUCUCAACGGGAAAUGGAAAUUGUACCAUAAGGCAAUCUUCCGCAAUAAUCUCCUCUCGGAGUUCCUCACGGUCCUCAUCAAAUGUCUUCUGGAUAAAUCGCAAUCCUCGCUCUCCGAAGACAUCCAAGUGGUCGUCUACAACAUGGCGGCCGUGAAUUUCGACGAGUUUUUCUCCGCGUUCCUCGUCCGCUUCGUACAAAACAUGGAAGGAGUCACGCCUCAACAAUGCGAGAUUUUGCUGAGGAAUUUCGUACACAAUCAUGAUAAGGAUUUGCCGACUUUUGUAAAUAAUUUACAAAAUUUUGUGAAAGAAGCUCAACACUACAGGAUGUGCAAUAUGAGUUCCUCUAACCAUGAUCACUGAUAGAAUUUUAAAUAUAAUUAUUUAUUGCUAAUUUAAUUAAGUUUAACCUUUUUUAUAUUGUGAAUAAAGUGUAUUUUAUAAUCCUUCAAUUCUAUUUUUUAUACUGUAGACACAUUUUCCAUCUGUGGAAGUAUGCAAGUUCAAAACUAAGUAAAUACUUUGAAUACUUAUUACCAUAAUCACUGGUUGACUAAAAAUGCAUUAUAGGAAACCACAAACAUAUAAUUUUUACAAAAAUUGUUACAAUAUAUUACAGGCUCUUACUGAAAACUCACAACUCCAUUCAAAAAAAAUUCAGUACAAUAAUUAAACCAAGAUCAAAAACAUUUUCAGAUACCUAUUUCCAUAACAAGGCAAGGUCUUCACUUUGAACUAAUUUUUCUUGCAUAUAUCCUUGAGACCAGUUCAUAGAAAAAUAUGAUUUCUAAUGAUUUGUUGAAGAGGUACUAACUGUUAUUCAAUCAAUUUUUUUGCCUUGAAAUAUGUUCUCAAAUAAAGAACUUGCCAUGUUGCCAAACCUAAUAGACAGCACAUUGAAAAGAUGGAGAAGUACAAUACUCUGCUGUUUG